Dentiscutata erythropus is the source of this 7001-nucleotide messenger RNA. Lineage: Eukaryota; Fungi; Glomeromycota; Glomeromycetes; Diversisporales; Gigasporaceae. The record is from the annotation of a GenBank genome assembly.
AUUGUAACAUGAUGGCGAUUAAUCCAGAAGAAAAUGAGGAGAAUUCGAAUGGUUUGGCCAGUUCUAUUCAAGGGCUAUAUCGUUUACUCGACCUAUGCAAAGAUGAAGGGGCAAAUGGGCGUGUUGAUAAAAUCAUUAUCUCCGCAGAAUCUUUGAAAAGACUUUGCAAUGAUUUGAUGAAAGAUAGCUUCAAGUCAAUUUCAGAAAUAGAUUAUGCAAGAUUAAAUGAUAUUCGUACAACACUUGUGGGUUGCUACGGGAAUCAUACGUUAAUUGCAAAGUUUUUGUACAAAAAUAAAUUCAUUGAUGAACAAACCCAAGAUUUUCUCAUUCACUCAGAUCCAUUUGACAUUGACCGUGGCAACAGACCCGUUCUUCGUCCUGGAAUUUAUUUACUUAAAGUGGAUGAUAAUUUUGGUUUGAUAAUUCAUUGGUCUGAAUUCGGUUGUUAUGAGGAAAAUACAUCAAACCAUAAAAAGAAGAAUAUGGUAAAUUUGCACAGAUACCUUACUAAACUUACUGCUCUCCAAAUUUGUUUGAUGGCUGAAAGUGAUUUGGAAAAUUUCGAAUGGAAAUUUGACAAUAAUGGUGAUAAUGACAAUGAAAGCUCUGAUGAAGACGAUGAAGGAACUCAUUUUGAGUUUGAAGUAACAAAGAGUCAAGAAGAAAAAGAAGACUUUACCCUUUAUCCAGGAUUUCAGUUGUUGCUAAAUAGAACAGAUGUUAUUGAAUCAGCAUUUCAUCAAGCAUUUAUGACCGUGGAGACAGUGCAACCGUAUCCUAAAAUGAACAAUUAUAAUAAUCAAGAACUUUCACCCGAAUUUAUUAGCAAAAAACUCGAAGGACGUUCUCUCUGUAUAAAUGAAAAUAUAUCUAUGGAAGCUCUUAAAAAUUUAAUUAAAUAUGGGUUUCCAAAAUUGGAAGAUAAGGCUUUGGCACCUUUAAAUAAGGCGAUAGAAGAAGAAAGGGCUGAGCUAAUACGUAAAAAAGAAUGUGAAAAUCAGAAAGUACAACAAGAUGUUCUCAUAGUAGAAACGAUGCACUGGAACGAGUUAAAGAAAGAAUACAUUAAAUACGAAGAAAUUUUAUCCGAAAAUUUGUGCGACCAAGCUUCAUAUACUUCUGCAGGUAUUGUAAAAGUAUCACAAAAUCAAUCUUUAACAAAAGAUUUUGAAAGAAUUUACAAGAUAUAUCCAGAGAUGAAGAAAAAAAUCGGUGAAGCAAUAAAAAUUGAUUCAAAAGGCUGGUCGAAUCUGAGAAAAUUAUUUGAAUUUGUUAUUAUAACUUAUCAACGAGAUGCUGAUCAAAAUAAAAAUAAAAGUUCAAAUUCUACUGGAGAUGCUGAUCAAAAUAAAAAUAGAAGUUCAAAUUCUAAUGGGGAUGCUACUGGAGAUGAUGAUCAAAAUAAAAAUAAAAGUUCAAAUUCUACUGGAGAUGCUGAUCAAAACAAAAAUAAAAGUUCAAAUUCUACUGAAGAUAAGAAUGAAACAAAUCAUACUGACAAUGAAGCAAAUUCCUCUAUAACUAAUCAACACAGUUUUGUUAAAAGUAGAGAUGAAGUGACUAAAGCUUUACUUAGUAUAAUUGAGUCUAAUCAAAAUUCUCACAAUUUUGAUUUUCAUAAAUGCACAAAAACUUUUCUUGAAAAACAGGAUGAUGCAAAUUUAUCCACAUUACGAAAAUUAUACAAUUUUGGUCGCAAUCUACUAAACUUCGAUUAUUCUAAAAGCAAUAAAAUUGAAUCAGAUGUGGAAAGUAGAAUUAAACAAAAGCCUGAUGCGAUUUUUAUUCAGGAACUUUAUGAAUUCGAUUUUGGAAAUCAUGAACAGAAGGAUAAAAUUGUGAAUUGGUUUUUUGACGAAUAUUCAAAUUGGAGGAAAGACUUUGAAAAAAAAAUAAACAAGAAUAAACCAAAAGUCUCAGAUCGGAUAAAUAAAAUUAACUUAGAGUUGACUAAUAUUAGUAACCAAAAUAUACAACAAAUUGAAAAAAAUGAAAUUAUUAGAAUUCGUACGGACCUUGAAAAUCGAUACCCUAAAGAGAGGCCUACUUUUAAAGCUAAUAAUGGAUCUAAGGAUUGUAACCAUAAAAUUUUAUAUGAACUUGAAGAAAUUCAGCCAGAACAAUUGCAAUAUACAAUCUAUAAUACAGAUCUCGAUGAAAGUGAUAAUUUGAGUUUGCGAGCGGAUGAGCAACAUAUUCCCAAUCCAAAAAUCGACAAUGUAAAUGGUUUAUUCUUUCGAAUCGAUCCACAAACUUAUGAAUUAAGGAAAAUUGCGCUGUUUGAAAAUAGAAAAUAUUUUAUCGCUUUAUGGAAUAAUCAUCACUCACGGCUUGAAAUUUAUUUUAACACUUUAAAGCAAUAUGGCAAUGAUAUUCAAUUAUUGUCUCAAAGAUCAUUCAGUUUAUAUCCAAAUAAAAAUUGUCUUAUUGCUAUAAAUGAACCAAGAGGAAUGUUUGGAAUAUACGAUAUCGAAAAGGGAGAGUUACAUGUUUAUGAGCUCUAUGAAAAUCAAACUGGUUUUUAUAAAAGAGCCAAUGACAUUUUAAUUUAUGCAUGGUAUGGUAACAGUAAACCAGAUAUAAAAUUUUUCUUUUUUAUUAAAGAUAAAGAGGAGCUUUGUUUUGUUGAAACUAACGGCCAAGCAAGAGUUUACAAUUUGAUCACCAAUCAAUUCCUACCUGGCACAGCUAAAUUUCCAACGAAUGCAGAAAAUAUUAUUAGCACGCCAGAUGGGUCUUGUAUUGUUGCUUUUGUUAAGGGUAUCACAGCUGACAAAAUUAUUAAUCAUUUGUCGAAUAACGAAGAUAAUUUGAGUGAAGACGAAGACGAUGUCAUAGAAGACGAUGCUAGAGAAGAAAAUGUUAGCAAAGAUGAUGUCAGCAAAGACGAUGUCAGUAAAGACGAUGUCAUCGAAGACGAUGUCAGCAAAGAUGAUGUUAGCAAAUAUGGUGCUAGCAAAGAUGAUUCUGAAGAAUCCAGCACAAAAGUUGAGCGAAUAAUUGAAAAGUCAAUGGAUCAUGCAUACAUUUAUUUUUGCACUAGUUUUGGAAAACCGGCUAGUAAAGUAAUUUCAAUACCGCCGAUAUUAACAUCGUUAGAAUCUAUUCAGUUUUCAAGCAUUAGAAAUUUGCAAAUUCACCUCUCAAUGAUUGAUUUGAAUUCUUCUACAUUUCGGUCGAUGAUUGUUAAGAUUACUCAAGAGAAAACACAAUAUUGUUUUCAACAAAAGUUUAAAAAAAGAUCACUUGGAAUGAUCAAAGUGGUUUCUCAAAAUCAAGAGUAUUCACUUCUGGAAGGAAAAGAUACAUUAUUUAAACGUGACAUUAAGGAGGGAGAAAAUUUGGUUAUUAUGGGGGAAAAAAGACCCGUUAUAAGGAUAGCUUCCGACACACAAUUAAAAGUUUCCGGAUCUUUUCAAAAUAUUAUCGGUUUUGAUUCUUGGAUGGAAUUUCGUGUCGAACCUAAAACCAUGCUCAACGGCUUUAUUGACGCAUAUAAAUUGAUGUUCGAAAAAUACCCUAUUGAUAAUUUUAUUGACCCUGACCAAAAUUCUACGUUAAGUUUACAAAUAGUGUUGGAUGUGGACGAUGACAAUGUGAUUCAGGAUUACGAACAUAAAUUUAAAGAUUACAUAUCCAAGAUGUUCGAAGAAUUAGCAGUAUCUACAAAAAAACCUGCAACAUCUCUAAAAAGAUUUAACGUAUCAGUUACAUCCUUUGAGAAUCUUGAUCUUGGAAGUUUGAAGGAAGACACUGUUAGAGUUCAAUUUGGUUCAUGGGUGAUUCAACUUUGCGUUCUUAUACCAAUACAAAUUGCCGUUGCCAGAAAUAAUAUAUUUCAGCCACUUAAAGAUGGAUUAUCAGCUUUUGAUGCGGAAUCUACAGAUCCAGAAGCGUUUUUUGGAUGGUACGAAGGAAUUUUUAAACACUUUGGAGACCUGCCUGUCAAGGUAGUUUCAAGCAUGGGGGAACAAUAUAUGCUAAAUCAUUUGGUCGGAACAACAUUCGAUGGCUCUGCAAUGCGUUGUACUGAAGGUGUAUGGAUGUCACUGGGUAAUGCGAUUACAAAAAAAUGCAUUUAUGUUGCUUUGGAUUUCGAAGGGCUUAAUUCUAUUGAACGAUCACCACAAGAGGAUACAUUCUUGACAUUAUUCAAUACGGUGGUAUCAAAUCUUAUUCUUUUCAAGAAUCAAUUUGCUGUCAACAGAGACAUGUCGACGAUGUUUAGGAGAUUUCAAGAUGGCGCUUCAUUACUAAAUGACUCAAAGAUAUUUCAGGCAAUGCUUUGCAUUAUAAUAAAAGAUGUACCUAUUCAAGAUCGUGAAGGAAUAGUUUCGGAAUUUUCUUUGAGAUUCAAAUCAAUUGUUAUGCAGGAGGGUGAAGACAAUUUUGUAUCAAAGAUGUAUCCAAGUGGUCUAAGCAUUGACCCUUGGCCGAUUUUUAAUGACCCAGCUUGGUUUAAAAGUUUGAAAAAUAUUAAGAAGGUUUUAGAUAAGCAAAAGGCAAGAUACAAAAAUGCGCGCACCUUUUUGCAAAAUACAAAAGUAUUUAUGGCGAAGUUAAAGAUAUGUGAUUGGGGUUCAUUAGAUGAGAAUCUUGUGCAAAUCCGUGUAGCUACAAUGAAAAGAUUGCUAAAACCUGCUAUUUCAUAUGGUGUUGAGGAAAAACAUGAAAAAAAUAACUCAGUCGAAUUGUUGAAUCGGGAUACUGGAGAAAUGAUUCCCGAUAAUAUUGUUAAGUUAUCUGAAAUUUUUGAUGACAUCAAAGAUGAAACCGAAUUUUUUCCAGAUUCAGGUCUUCUUUUAUUCGAUGAGGAUACCAGUUUUGUAUCAUUGUCUGCUACUUUACAGUUAUAUUUUGAAGAAAAUAUUCUAGAUCGUAAAGAAUGUUCUGAUGAUGCUGAAUGGUUCAAUAAGUUGUUUCAAUUCUUUAAUUAUAUUGUUAAACGGCGAGUGGAUCGGGUAAACGAAUGGUAUCAACAAAACACGGAAAAGUUUUCACCUGAUAACAUUGAUAUAAAAGAUGGAAAAUAUGUUUUAGAUCAGGCAAUAAAUCAACUUUCAUUGUUAUGGACAUUAUGUGGACUUUCUUGUCAAAAAUGUAAUUUGAAAUGUUUAAAAAACCGACACCAUGAAGAAGCACAUGAUUGUUUGACCGAUCACAAAUGCCAUGCUAAAUGUGAAUUUGAAGAAUCACAUCCAAACAGAUUGCUUCCACAAUGUCAUCACAGAGCUGGUCAUGAUGGAAAACAUGCGUGCGAAGCAAAACUAUGUGUUUUCAGUGACAAACGUAAUUGUCAGCAGAAAUGCGCACUGGAGGUUGGUCACGCUGGUGAUGAACAUCUCUGCCAAUCAAAACGUCAUUUCUGUGGGGCUCCGUGCUCCUUACAAGUUAAAUUAGAACAAACAGGAAAAGACAAUUACUUUAAAUGUCCUAACAAAUGUAUUAUUCCAUGUGAAGAUGAACAUGAAAGACAUAAAUGUGAGAAUGAUACAGCAUGUCCAAUCCAAUGCCCAAUUCUCGAUUGUCAACGUAGAUGUCAAAGCAAUGAUCAUUUUCACGCUUUUGAAGACAAUGUUCAACAUUUUUGCGGCAAUGAACAUCAGUGCCAAGAGCUAUGUGAAGAAGCAGGAAUCUGCAAAGUUUCAACAGAACCUAAAAAACAGGAGGAAACAUAUCAAGGAUUAGUAGCAGAAACUUCUUUCACUUUUACCAAAUAUAUCCAAUCAUGUGAAAGAUAUAAAUGCGGAAAAAUGAUCCCAGCCGGUGCUUUUAAACAUGAAGGAAACCAUUCUCAUGGAGGAAAUAAUUUUCAUUAUUGUGAUGCUAAAUGUCCAUUCUGCGAAUAUUAUUGUAUUUUACCGUAUGGACAUCCACAACCAUUACACGACACUAAGCACGGAAAUAUGAUACAAACUGAGUUUUCCGCAGAAGAAACUGAUUUUAAAUAUGGAGGGACUAGAGUUAGGGUUAUCCUGAUUUUAGUUGUGUGUUGGCCUAGAGCUAGUUGUCAGGGAAAUGAUUAUUGUAAAGAUGAAUUUUCAUGCACACCUAAUGCCCAUAAACAACAUAUUGAAGGUGUCGUUCACCCUAAUCCAGAAAAAAAGAAAGAUUUCAUUUCUCAUUCACUUUAUUGGCAAUAUACAGGCUUUAAAGAUCCUUAUUCAAUUAAUGAGCAAGAAGAAUUUUCAAAGUGCGACGCUGAAUGUCCAGAUGAAAUACAUCAGAAAGUGAAAGGAUCUAAUGUAGCACCUAUAAAAUCAUUCUGUGAAUUACAAUUAUUUCAUCCUCCUAUUAAUCCGUCUAAUGUUCCACCAAGUGGUAUUGGUUAUAUUUCACUCGAUGGACAUCACUUUACAUGUGAAAAUCCUUCAACAAGGGAAGGAUUAUUUCAUAUUAUUUUUGUCCUAGAUAGAUCUAGUUCUAUGAGAGAUACUGAUAAAAAGCCAUUACCAAACACACCUGUUUAUAAUCAAUUACGAGUUCAUGAUAAUAGGGCAGGUGCUGUUUACAGUGCAGUUUAUGCUUUUAUGGAAGCAAGGAUUGCAGCAAAAUCACAGCAGCAAACUGCAAAUAAUGAUAAAUUUUCAUUGAUUCUUUUCAAUAAUGAACUAAUUGUUCCAUUUGAGAAUGCAGAAUUAACAAAUUCUAAUGAGUUAUUAAAACAAAUGCUACCACAUGGUGCAACAGGAGGAACGAAUUUUAGUCUUGCAAUCCAAAAAGCAGGAAGUUUAAUUAAUACAUAUUAUGAUAAAGCUAGAAAUCCAUUAUAUCUUAUGACGGUCAUGUUUGCUAAUUCUGAUGGUGCCUCUUUAAAACAAAUGGCUAAAAUUGCGAGCAAAUAUCAUCCAGAAAAUGGUUCUACAAAUUCUUUGCGGUGUCAUUUUACAUGUGCUAUUGAUGAAAUUAAUUUGAUUAAUACUUUUACUAGUGUAGCCGAAAGUAUGAGAACGCAUAGGCCUACAUUAGUGAAAAAGAUGCCGACGAAUUGUUAUUAG